Messenger RNA from Guillardia theta CCMP2712, 1962 nucleotides. RefSeq lists its product as hypothetical. The record is from RefSeq and is a predicted model, not a curated record. NCBI's taxonomy places the organism in Eukaryota, Cryptophyceae, Pyrenomonadales, Geminigeraceae. The coding region runs from base 1 to 1962 and encodes 653 amino acids. Gene Ontology annotation, biological process: protein O-linked glycosylation. The transcript is spliced from 21 exons. Gene Ontology annotation, molecular function: protein binding; protein N-acetylglucosaminyltransferase activity.
AUGCGCAAACUGAACGGCAGUAUCGUCGUCUUCAUCCUAGGGCUAGCUCUGCUACAGCAACCUCCCCUCGUAUCCUCGGCCAGAAGCAACCAGCAUGGCUGCAGGGCUGCAGACGAUCUAGUCCAGCGAGCUGUGGAGAGAGGAUCUAAGGGAGACGCUGAUGGAGCAUUCAAGCUACUCGUAGAGGCAGUUGACGGCUGUCCCAACCAUGCAGUGGCGCUGGGACACCUCGGCUACAUGUUUGCGAUCGGAGGGAACAUGAGUAGCGCGAAGCUGUUCCUGCAGAGGUCCUUGACCUUCGACUCGAGCCUGAUGCAAGCAUGGAUCAACUUGGGGAACGUGAUGAAGAGCGAGCAAGAGCACCUGGAUGAGACGGAGGGGGACUGGAAGACGGUGUGGAGGAUGUACCGAACUGCAUACAGGUUGUCUCCGAGACAGGUGGAUAUUACCGCAAAUAUGGCAGGGUUGUAUGCGAUGGAGAGAAGCUGGGAACAAGCGGCAUGGAUGUCAACACAAUCAAUGCAGAUUGAGUUCACAGAAGAGGCCUUCUGCGCGAUGAUGAAGGCAUUGGACAACAUCUGUUUGUGGAACCAUCCUCUGAGAGACGACAAGCUCCUUGUCAAACUCCUCUUCGAACGCGCGACUGCCUCGCUCUUGUCUCCGGAGCGAUCGACCAAGGACAAGCUGUGCUUCAACGCCGGGGAGCAGCAGCAGCAGCAGCAGCAGCAGCAGCAGCAGCAGCAGCAGCAGCAGCAGCAGCAGCAGCAGCAGCAGCAGCAGCAGCGAGAUAGACUCAGGGGAAAGCUUCUGAUUGAGAGCACAGCUUCCAACUCCUGCGGGGGAAACGACUGUGCUGUUGAGAUGGAGAACAAGAUUGACACAGAUUUUCAAACUCAGAUGAUGCAGGGAAUGUUUGUUGGCCAUACAAAGGAAAAGAUUGAAGUUCGUCAAGUGUUUUGCAACAACAAAGUCGGACGGAAGGUCAGCAGCGACGACGACGAGCGGGUUGCCGGAAAGAUCAACAGGGCCGGGACGCACAUCCUGGUCAACUUGUUCGGAUUCCUCGAGAAGGCCAGGAACGCCAUCGCAGCGUACCGAGCAGCUCCAGUCCAGAUCAACCACAGAUGGUGCAGCACCACAGGCUCUCCUCAUAUCGACUUUCACGUCUCCGACAAGAUCACUAGCCCUCCGGACUACCGCGGAUUUUACAGCGAGUUCCUGGCGUACAUGCCCAACAGCUACUUAGUGAACAGUCACAGAUUGGCGUAUGCGAACCAGAAGCUGAGCAGCGCGAGUGUGAAACAAGACAAGACGUCCAAAGAAGCUGUUGUGUUUGCGAGCUUGAACAAUCUUUACAAACUUGACGAGAGGUUGUUUGCAACCUGGAUGCAGGUAAUGAGGAAAAUCCCGAGCUCGAUGCUGGUCCUCCUUCAAGGCCGAGAAGGAAUGCGAGCGAAUGCAAGGCUGGCCCAGUAUGCAGAAAGGUUCGGAAUCUCCAAGGAUAGGAUGAUCACAGCUUUACCGGUCAAGAAAGAAGAGCACAUCGCCCGUCACUCUCAGUUCACCUUGUUCCUUGACACGUGGAAGGUUUCGUCGCACAGCACAGCUGUCGACUCUCUGUGGGCAGGACUACCUGUGGUCGUUCUUCCGCAUGAGAAGAUGCAAGCUCGUGUUUCGGCAGCGCUCCUCUAUGUCCUCGGCAUGGUCGAGUUUCUCGCCAGAGAUGUAGGCGAUUACAUGGACAUCAUCCAGACGUUCUGCGCCAACACGACAAAGCAAAGGGUAGCAAGAGACCGACUCGUCAGGCUCCUCGACCAAUCUCCUCUCUUCGAUACUCAGACCUGGAUUAAGGAUGCGGAGAGGAUGCACAGGAUGAUGUGGGACGUGGCGACGAGGCGGAGGAGCGACGAAUCAGCGCGGGCAUCAAAACCCUUCCAUUUGAUCGUCACAGCAAGAGGUUAG